AUGGCGAGCAUUCUUGCUAUAUCUAAAAGUCCUGUGGAUCCGUCGAGAGAAGCAGAUGAUGCCGCAUCCGAGCCUUCGGUAGACGCAGAAGUUACACAGCGCUCUUUCGAGCGGCAAAGAACCAUUCGGAGGGAAACGAUGCCCAAUGAGCGGCUCACCAUAGCCGACAGAACCUUGUCUUCCAGUCUUCCGCUUCGUACUCGUACUGGAUCUCUGAUUUUCCGAAGUGCCGAGCAAGAUGUUGAAGCGCCGCUUGAUGAACGAACAGAACUUGAGAGGCAGGAGGUUCCCGCAUCAAUCCACGUCCCUGGCCGCGAUGAGGACACUGAUCAGGUUGGGAGAUCGCCCACGACCGCUUUCGAGGCUGACUCGGAACCUUUCGCGCUCCAUAUGUAUCAGCGAAUGGCCGAGGAGCCAUCUGAAGAAGAACUUGAGCCCGAGAGCCAAAGCGCUACUUCAGUUGGUGUCAACAAUCUCGAAGAACCGGCUGGUCAGUUCGAAAGAGCAUCCACUGCGAAUGUUACAUUCGAUCCCGAAUUACUCGCACUUGACGUCUAUCAACGGAUUGCCGAAGAACCGCUUGAAGAGGACUCUGAGGCUGAAAGUCAAAGCGCUAUCGCGUCGACCAAUGUCAACGUCAAUGAGGCAACGAGUAGUCGAAUCCAGAGAGCACCGACUGCUAAUGUAUUAUCGAAUCCGAACUCUUUUGCGCUCCGCGUAUAUCAACGCAUCGCUGACGAGCCACUUGGGGAAGAACCUGAGCCCAACGCUAUUGCGCCGACGAACUCCAACAGCACUGAGGAUAUGACUAGUCAAAUUGAGAGAGCACCGACUACUCAAGUCUCUCGGACAGUAGAGCCCUUGGAACAUGUCAAAGCUCGAAGCCCGACUGGCACGAUGCCCCCCGUUGAGAGACGUGCCACACAGACUUCACCCGGGUAUCCAGCGAACAUACCACGGGCUGUAACAAUAGCUCGCGACGUAGAGCGCAAACAAAGCAGUGCCGCUCCUGACCAACUCGAUAGAGCACUUACCAUGCGAUCCUCUCCAGCACUGGAGCCUUCGGUAUAUAUCGACCCUGAAGGCCUGCCAUCAAAGACUGUCCCUCUCGAAAGAGUGAGGACACAGGCUUCACCUGAACCCUCAGUCGAUGUACCACGGGCGUCAACAAUACCUCUCGAAUCGAAUCGAAGACGAAGUAGCGCUGCUCAAGGGUUCACGCCAUCCGCCCGAGGACCAGAGCCUUCAGUACACUCCAGCGCCGAAGCUGUGCUGGAUGAGACCCCGCAGGUACAGGGAAGAUUGAGAGUAGCGCCCACAGAGCCUCGCACAACCGAUCGUCGACGCAGCAGUGCGGCCCCUGGUAUCACAGCGUCUCCUCCACAGACCAUCCUUGAGGGCAUAGAAGUCGGAGCGCAAACUAAAAGCCAGACGAAGAAGCCGAGGCAAGGCGCGAACUACCCACCUGAGCAGCAAUAUCCGCCAGCGCCUGCAUAUCCCCUACGGGAGACUCCCUCAUGGACAAAGCCGGACACUCGGACUCCAUCACCAAAGGUGAAAGCCCGUCAAUCAAGCCAGCCUGCCCUAGACCCAUCAGAAGUGCAGCCAUUUCUGGAAGCGGCACCUGGGUCGCCAGAAGCCCCAGGGGGAACGCAAAAAAGGCAAAACAGCUAUCCGAGCCAAACCAGACAGGCCACCUAUCGUCGAGACUCCAGUGCCACUUCUAUCCGAAGGGCAGACACUCGACCAAGGCAAUCCUCCGUCUACGCUAACAAGGGCGACUACUACCCACCUCAAUACCCGAGGAUUGGCCUCAGGACGAACCGCGUGCGCAGUACUCCCGUCGCGUCUCGUCAGGGCCCCCUCGCCGCCAAUCGCAAUCUCAAGGAGGUAUCUACUCCCAAAGAGAUGCUGCAGUCAGUUCCAGAGCACCCACGUUCCAAACUAAGCUGGAGACUGAGGACGAGACUUCUCGAGCGAGUCAAGACCCCUAUGAAGAAGACUUUCAGGAACCUGUCCGGAGAGACGUACGCAGGGCAACUGGCAUGGGAAGCCCAAUCGCAAAAGCGGAAGCAACGCCCAAAGAAGGAGCUCAGUCGCCUGAGACACGACAAAAGUUUUCUCCAGUUCCCCAGAAAGAAGGCCCGUCAGACGAAGGAGAGUCAGAUCAUUCGCCGAGCCGGUUUCCGGAACUGUCUGGUGCUCAAGUGCCAAGGGGACAAGAGCAAGAACAAGAGCCAACAGCACGAACCGAAGAACAAAGGCGGACUGAAGUGGUUAUGGAAGAAGAUCCUGCGCCUGCCGACGCCAAGGUUGCACAUGAUGAAGACAUACCCACCCGCCGUCGCAUCGAUAGCUCAAGCGGGCCCUUCGAAGAUGACAAUGCCUGGAUCAACAGCACGGUCGACCUCUCGCGCUCAAAGACCAUCCCAAGAUCAUCCACCGGAGAUGAAGGUGAUCGAAGACUUUCAGGUGCAAACCCAGAAGAAGCGCAAAUCGCGCGAGCAAACACUCGUCGUGCAACCUCAGGACGAGUGCCUGAAUCCGCAACAGCCUCACAAUCUGCACGAAAAGACUCAACAACCGCCACGCGAAGGCUAUCGUCGUCAGUCAAGAGGACGAACACGCGGCGGAAGUCAUCAGCAGUCGGAGAAGACAGAGCAGCGCCAAUCCUCACAGAACUACCAACGGUCUCCAGAGCACCGACACGAUCGGCGACGAUCCCCUCAAUAUCUCGACAAGCCAGUAUCCGGCGAGGGUCUGCCGCUCCUAGAAGGGGUACAGCAGUCUCCCCAGAAGCUUUGCCAGACAUUCAAGCCAGAUCAACAAAGGAAGGCAGCACAAGAUCAACCCCGCGGCAAGAGUCCAGAGGUGCGGCCUCGCCUGUCGCGGUACAACCAGGUCGACGGUCAUCUACUGCAACUAGAACAGGUACGCCAAUCUCCCGAGCGGCGUUACCAGAAUUUGGAGCCUCAAGGAGAGGGGGAGACGGACCUAUGUCGGCCACAUCACAAGGCUCGCGUGGUACAAUGUCGCCAGUCCCAGCUUACGACCGGGGAAAUUCUCCUGCCGGAAUACAACCAUCGAAAGGUUCAUUGGGUACAACCCAGCGCGCAGACCAGAUCUCAGAACAACAAACCCAGUCAAGCCCACGAACAGAACCAAGCGAUGCUAAGCCAGCAAUGCCGCGCCGAGUGA
Messenger RNA from Alternaria novae-zelandiae, 3198 nucleotides. RefSeq lists its product as uncharacterized. The record is from RefSeq and is a predicted model, not a curated record. The transcript has 2 exons. The coding region runs from base 1 to 3198 and encodes 1065 amino acids. NCBI's taxonomy places the organism in Eukaryota, Fungi, Ascomycota, Dothideomycetes, Pleosporales, Pleosporaceae.